This is a messenger RNA of Punica granatum (pomegranate), 729 nucleotides long. Lineage: Eukaryota; Viridiplantae; Streptophyta; Magnoliopsida; Myrtales; Lythraceae. The record is from RefSeq and is a predicted model, not a curated record.
GUGGGAUGGCCAGGACGGUCAAUUAGGUACAAUAUUAACUUCAUAUUGUCCCUCUUCUCUGAUCAUCUUAACGACUCCAAACCUCUGCAAGUGUCGCGUUGUGUGUUGUCUUGUUUUGUUUGAUCUGAAAGAAUGGGAGUCGAAGGCACCAUAGAUUACUUCGCUGACUUGCUCAGCAAUCUCAAGAAGAAGAAGAAGAAGCAGACACAAACCGUCGCUCUCAAGGUCCGCAUGGACUGCGAGGGCUGCGCUCGCAAGAUGAAGGCUGUUCUCUCCAACGUCAAAGGGGCUAAGUCGGUCGACGUGGACUUGAAGCAGCAGAAGGUGACGGUGACGGGGUACGUGAACCAGAAGAGGGUGCUGGAGGCUGCCAAGGCGACGAAGAAGAAGGUGGAGCCGUGGCCGUACGUCCCCUACACCCUAGAAGCUCAUCCCUACGUGUCUCAGGCUUACGACAAGAAGGCACCGGCCAACCAUGUCCGGGCCGUCCCGAAAACUGCCACCAUCACGGAGACCACCGUGGACAGUCAAUACACUGAGAUGUUCAGCGAUGACAACCCGAACGCUUGCUCCAUCAUGUAGUUUAACCCUAUGUCAACAAUUUAAUUGGUUUUUACAGCGACCUAAUUAGAUUGCGGUUUUGGUUUCUUCAGUUUGUACAUAAGUAUUUCGGAAUAGAAGACGCUCGAUUCAGUGUUAAUAUAUAUGGUUACAAAAUAUUGUAUCACU